This is a messenger RNA of Striga hermonthica, 1197 nucleotides long. The record is from the annotation of a GenBank genome assembly. Lineage: Eukaryota; Viridiplantae; Streptophyta; Magnoliopsida; Lamiales; Orobanchaceae.
AUGUGCAGAUAUGUGAUUUCAUUUCUUAAGGACCAUGGGAAAGAGGUAUAUGUUGAUGUUAGAGCUGCUUAUAUUGAUACCAUGAAUAAGGUUUUAAGUACAAAAAUACGAGCUUAUAUUCAGGCCCUGGAGAAGUUGCAACUAGAUAUAGCAACAUCUAGUGAUUUGAUUGGUGUCGACACCAGAAGUACUAGUCUUUUCCUGAGGGGAAGAGAACCACUAAAAAACCGGUCUUCUGUUUUUGCUUUAGGGGAAAGGAUAAAUAUUCUCAAGGAAAUUGAGGAAUCUGCAUUGAUACCACAUAUAGCUGAAGCCAACUCUAAAAAGUAUCCUUAUGAAGUCCUUUUCAGGAGCCUGCACAAGCUGCUAAUGGACACUGCUGCUUCUGAAUAUCUUUUCUGUGACGAAUUCUUUGGAGAACAGUCCAUGUUUUAUGACAUAUUUGCAGGUCCCUUCUCAGUAAUUGAUGAACACGUUAAUACUAUUCUUCCGAAUUGUUAUGAUGCAAUAGGCCUGAUGCUCAUGAUUCGCAUAAUAUAUCAGCACCAGCUUGUAAUGUCUCGGCGACGCAUACCGUGUUUAGAUUCUUACUUGGACAAGGGACUUGAGCAAGAGCUUCAAGAUUGUAAAACUGAUGAUGUAGUUUCCAUGAUACUGUCUAAAGGUACGAAAUUGCGGGACUACACCAGGGAUGUUGAGAACAAUUUAAGGCAAAUUGAACUCGACUCUAUCGAGGAUUAUAUCAAAGAAAGUGACAAUCUAGUAUCACUUCACGAUCAAAUUCAUGAUUGUGACACUAUUCUGUCGCAAAUGGAGAAGGUUCUCAGUGGAUUUCAGGUCGAGAUAGGUUCAAUAAGUUCAGAUAUAAAGAUUCUUCAAGAAAAGUCUUUGGAUAUGGGGCUCAAGCUGAAGAAUCGCAAGGUGAAUGAGGAGUACUUGAGGUCCCUGGAGAUUCUUAGUAAAAAAUUGAAAUUUGUUGAAGCUGAUGCCAUGGUUAAAACAUCCAAAGCACUCAGUGAUGUUCAGCCUGAACUAGAAAAGCUUCGUCAAAAAGCAGUUUUUAAGACAAAAAGGAACACAAAGGAGAGCAACAAAACGCUGUUCUCCAAGUUCUCCAUCGCCAGCCAGUCGAUUCCAGUAACACUUCCCACUUUCAAAAGAGAAAGAAUAGAUGACAGUCACUCCAUUUUAGAUUGA